GAGGGCAGUUAGGAAAAUGGAAUUCCACCCAUCUGGCAACACUACAUUUGACGUUUGCAAUAAAAAGAUAUAAAACACUUACACACGGACGCUCCGCGAAUUAUUUGGAGUUUGGAGUGAAAAAGUGGGCUAGAGCCACAGAUAACCGACUACCUGUCAGCUGCGAUUGCAGCACAUCCGUGACAGACUCGCUGCGGUGAACACAUGGAGCACGCUUGAAAUUCCAAUAGGCGAGCGGAGCUGGUGCGCAAAAAGCAUAGGCCCCAUCGCAGGACAUGGCGACUCGUCAGGACGACGAGAUUGGAGGGGGCGGCUCUGAGUCGGCACCCUUUCGCGUCCUGCCCCACACUGACGACGUGGGCAACUACCUGGCCCACCAACAGCAGCAGCAGCAUCAGCAUCAAACCCAAAACUAUCUGAUCCACCAGCAGCAGCAUGGACAAGCACCUGUCCCACUGAUGUGGCCACCUCCGCCACCGCACCUAGCCGGCCCCAAUUUUGCGCCCCAUCUUCAGCAGCAGCAGCCACAACCGCACAUGUACAAUGAGUAUCUCUUCAAUCUGUCCUACUCCGGUCAGCCUGGCCAGCCAGAGACCUACUCCGUGCUGCCUGUGGGACCCGGAAACUUCCUUAAAGUGUACCACUGCCCGGACAACCAGGUCAGCGAAGCCGGCGCCCCGCUCUUCACGCAUAUCAACAUGGCCUCGAUUAAUCACCAUCAGCUGCAGCACCAACACCAGGCCGCUCCGCCGACACCUCCGCAGCCGACUCCACUGUAUGAACUGUUUGCCACGAAUCCUUUGACUUUACCGCAUGCACAGCAGCAAGACGCCCAGCAUCGACAGCCCCAACAGACGCAGACUCAGGCCCCAACAGUGCCCCAAGUCAAUCACUCGUCGAGCAGUGCUAACCUGCUCAUUAACAACCUGGUAAACAACUGGUCGCCCAAUUUGACUGGUGGAAGCUACAUUCAAUUUGAUGGCGAGGCCAACGAGAACGACGUCCACCAUGGCGAGCCUUCGGUAGCCCAACAUCCACAGGUUCCUAAUCAGAUCCUGCAGCAGCCUGAGCCACUGUCGCAAACCGUCAAUACACUGCCAGCGGCUUCCAAGCCAGCCAAGCCUCUGAAAAUGCCUUUGGCCACUGCCACCGUUUCACCAACUGCCAUCAACAAGUCGAGCGUCGCCGUGCCUGGCCAACCCGAGGGCAAGAAGCGAAUCGUGGCCGAGGUAAAGCCCAUGCCCAUGUCGUACUCCGAUGUGCUCAGCAAAGGCACAAAACCGAGUGGUGCAGGGGGAGAUAUGCGCGCAGACAACGGUGGGGACUACAGUACACAACCGCAGAGGCGUCCGGAGAAGGAGGAUGGAUAUGGAAAUCGCGAGAUGCGCACGUCAAAACGUUCACCGCUGCAUGAUGCCAAGGAGACGGGUUCGUUUGUGGCCGGUGUUGGUCAUGCGCAUGCCAGCCGAGGCAAGAAGCGAAGUCAAGUCAACCAGACCGCGCCGCUCAAGGUGCAACAGUCUCAGUCUCUGGCACAGCCAACUCUACAGCCGCAGACUAAAUCAAACAAACAGAAUAAUCCGGAAAAGAAGCGGCCACUGCAACCGAAGAACGUAAAUAGCAACGCCGCCAAAGUUUCGGAGCAAAAGACCACUCCGGCAUCGGUGCCCGCCAACAGCAGCUUGCAGAACCACGGCAAUGGUAUCAAUUUUACUCCGGCAACUAAUUCUAGCACUUCAUCACGCAAAUCAGGGAGUAACAAAAUCAACUCCAACGCGAGUCACUCGAAUCACACUGGCGCAAACACAAAUGCGGGAAGCAGCAGUAGCAGUAGCAGCGUAAAUUACUCCAGCAAUAACAAUGUUAGUUCCUCUUCGGCCAAGCGGUAUUCCUCCUCGAAUCUUAACCCGAAUAACAGUUCCGGCUACUCCUACUCAUCGAAGCGCAAUCGAAGCAAUGCCUACUCGUCGACAAACUCGCCCACCCAUGGGAAUAGCUUUUCCAGCAACCGCAACUACGAGUUGGCCAAACGUAUUCUGCACACCUGGUGGAUUUACACCCUGAAACUUUUAACGUGGCUGUUUUAUUUGGUGUACGAUAUCGUGGUUCUGGGCUUCAGCAUGGGGUACGAGCGGAUGACGUUGGCCUACGUGGCUGCAUUGGCUUAUGCGCGGCAGCUGCAAAAGGAACUGAAGCAGAACUCUGGCAAGCCAAGCAUAUGGUGGCGAAGUUAUUGGCGGCGAUUCGACGCUCGCUUUGCGAAGAACUCGCGCCUGGCCGUAUGGCGACGUUUCUACAAACGCAAGCCGCCAGAAACCACUUCCGAGCAAUUCAAAACUGGUCGUCUGCCACAAACGGGUGAAGAAGCAAUGUACUCUCUGCUUAAUUGCAAGGGAAAGGAUGCAUACAGCAUACUUGGGGUCCCGCCAGACAGCUCCCAGGAGCAGAUCCGUAAGCACUACAAAAAGAUUGCCGUGCUCGUGCAUCCCGAUAAAAACAAACAAGCCGGUGCUGAGGAGGCUUUUAAGGUGCUGCAGCGCGCCUUUGAGUUAAUCGGAGAACCGGAGAAUCGUCUCAUUUACGACCAAAGCAUUGCCGAGACUCUGCACACCGAGAAGGCGUGGACGGAGUUGCACGACCUGCUUUCCCAACUUCAAACCAAAAUGGCUGAGGCGGCCAAUACCAUUAGGUGCAGCACUUGUGCCCAGCGUCAUCCUCGCAAGCUUACCGAACGCCCUCACUAUGCGGCGCGUGAGUGCGCCUCCUGCAAAAUACGGCACUCCGCCAAAGAUGGUGACAUUUGGGCCGAGACGAGCAUGAUGGGCUUGCGGUGGAAAUACUUGGCGCUAAUGGACGGCAAGGUCUAUGACAUAACCGAGUGGGCCAACUGCCAAAAAGGAGCUCUGUCACAUUUGGAACCAAACUCGCACAUGGUGCAGUACCGCAUCGUGCGCGGUGCUCAGCAGCAGCAGCAGCAACAACAGCAGCAGCAGCAGCAGCAACAACAACACCACCACCAGCACCCGCAGCAGCCACAUCACGAUCGGGGUGCACAUCAUCCUGGUGGAGGAGUGAGCGGCGUUAGCGAGGCUACAUUGCAUGAGUUCUUGGACAACUUGUACAGCGGCCAGCAUCCGGGGGCGCACAACGCCUUUGCAGGAAAUGCUCGUCGGCGAACGCGACGUAACUAAGCGGUCCUCGCGGUCAUAGUCUUAAGUGUUUUAAAAUCUCUAAUAUACAGUUAUAAUCUAUCCAAUGUGUCGCCGUCGGCUGAUUGGCCUUUACUCACUUCCAAACAGCACCUGUCCAUCCACAUUUCCUACUCUAACCGCAAGGACCUACAAGCGCCCGAGGUCUAAUGUUGCUUAGUUCAAAAGCCAUAUCAACUCUCGAAGCUGGUUUGAUAACAUUUUGAUUUUGGAAAGGUCGCGACGAUUUUUUUGACUUGACACAUUGAAUUGUAAAAUUGCCUCCCACUUAGACUACAUCUAUGUUUUAAUAUUUUGUUUUCGCUCCCUCUUCGACGGCCAGCUUGUCACACGUAGUUCUUAGCAAAAGCUUUAGUUCUAAGUUCUAACUUUACUAUUUCCGUCAAUUUUUAAGCGAAUGCGACGGCACACGUGUAUAAUUUAACACAUUCAAAUUAAACCAACAAUAAUGUUAAUAAAAUAAUAAUUAACGCAA
This is a messenger RNA of Drosophila simulans, 3684 nucleotides long. RefSeq lists its product as uncharacterized. NCBI's taxonomy places the organism in Eukaryota, Metazoa, Arthropoda, Insecta, Diptera, Drosophilidae. The record is from RefSeq and is a predicted model, not a curated record. Gene Ontology annotation, molecular function: dopamine receptor binding. The transcript is spliced from 6 exons. Bases 276 to 3191 code for a protein of 971 amino acids.